GAAACGACACAAGGGGAGGAUUUUUGUCUCUGUUUUCUCAAGAAAAAGAAAAAAAAAAUGUCAAAGGAAGUGAGUGAAGAAGGACAGGGCCGAAAGGACUACGUGGACCCUCCACCGGCACCGCUUAUCGACACGGAAGAGCUAAGGCUCUGGUCUUUCUACAGAGCCCUAAUAGCCGAGUUCAUAGCCACUCUCCUCUUCCUCUAUAUCACAGUAGCCACCGUAAUCGGUCACAAGAAACAACAUGAUGCAUGCAACGGAGUCGGUCUAUUGGGCAUUGCAUGGGCCUUCGGUGGCAUGAUAUUCAUCCUCGUUUACUGCACCGCCGGUAUCUCAGGUGGUCACAUAAACCCGGCAGUGACUUUCGGGUUGUUUCUGGCCCGGAAGGUGUCUUUAAUGAGAGCUGUUGCAUACAUGGUAUCUCAAUGCUUGGGAGCAAUCUGUGGUGUUGGACUCGUUAAAGCUUUCAUGAAACACGAGUACAACUCGCUCGGCGGUGGAGCUAACUCGGUGGCUUCGGGUUACAACAAGGGAACCGCUUUGGGAGCCGAGAUUAUCGGCACUUUCGUGCUUGUUUACACUGUGUUCUCCGCCACUGAUCCUAAGAGAAACGCCCGUGACUCCCAUGUACCGUUGUUGGCUCCGCUUCCUAUUGGGUUUGCAGUUUUCAUGGUUCACUUGGCUACCAUCCCCAUCACCGGCACCGGCAUAAACCCGGCUAGGAGCUUCGGUGCUGCUGUUAUUUAUAACAACGAUAAAGCCUGGGAUGACCAUUGGAUUUUCUGGGUCGGCCCAUUUGUUGGAGCUGUGGUAGCGGUUGCUUACCAUCAGUACAUUCUUCGAGCUGCUGCAAUCAAGGCUUUGGGAUCCUUUCGAAGCAAUCCCACCAACUAAAGAAAAAAGGGAAAA
Messenger RNA from Hibiscus syriacus, 909 nucleotides. RefSeq names its product probable aquaporin PIP2-8. The transcript has 3 exons. Gene Ontology annotation, cellular component: plasma membrane. The record is from RefSeq and is a predicted model, not a curated record. Bases 58 to 894 code for a protein of 278 amino acids. Gene Ontology annotation, molecular function: water channel activity. NCBI's taxonomy places the organism in Eukaryota, Viridiplantae, Streptophyta, Magnoliopsida, Malvales, Malvaceae. Gene Ontology annotation, biological process: transmembrane transport.